AAGCGCCUUGAGGCGGCGGUUCCGUUGCUGCCGUUGGGGCUGUGAGGGCCGGCGGCGGGGAGAGGGCGAGAGGCGAGGCGAGGAGGGACGGGGUAGGCCCUGCCGUCCCCUCCGGCCCCUCUUGCCGCCUCCUCCUCCUCCUCCUCCUCCCCGGCGGGGCCGUCCUCCCGCGCCUCCGCCAUGCACCCCGUUUUCCAGAGCAGCCGGCGCGACUUCACCUUCGGGCCGUGGAAGCUGAGCGCCGCCCGGACGCACAUCAUGAAGUCGGCGCAGGCCGAGAGACUGGCUGAUGAAUUGCACAUGCCUUCCCUGCCAGAGAUGAUGUUUGGAGAUAAUAUCCUAAGAAUACAGCAUGAUCGUGGUUUUGGAAUUGAGUUCAAUGCAACAGAUGCUUUAAAAUGUGUCAAUAAUUGUCAAGGUAUGAUCAAAGUGGCUUGUGCAGAGGAGUGGCAAGAGAGCAGGAGUGAGACUGAGCACACUAAGGAAGUUGUCAAGCCUUAUGAUUGGACUUACACAACAGACUACAAAGGAACAUUGCUGGGAGAUACUGCAACAUUAAAGGUUGUUCCUACAACAGAACACAUAAAUACAGAGAAAUUGAAAGCCAGGGAACAAAUCAUGUUUUUUGAAGAAGUACUUCUGUUUGAAGAUGAACUUCAUGAUCAUGGAGUGUCAAGUUUGAGUGUAAAAAUAAGAGUUAUGCCUUCCAGCUUUUUUGUGCUGUUGAGGUUUUUCUUGCGAGUUGAUGGGGUACUUAUCAGGAUGAACGACACAAGGCUUCAUCAUGAGGCUGACAAGGCCUACAUGUUACGAGAAUAUACAUCCAGAGAAAGCAAAAUAUCAAGUUUAAAGCAUGUUCCACCUUCCCUGUUCACGGAACCUAACGAGAUCUCUCAGUAUCUACCCAUAAAGGAGACAAUCUGUGAAAAACUAGAAUUCCCAGAGAAGCUGGAGCCUAAACCAGAAGCAUCACUGGAAACCAUGUGCGUUAAGUCUAAAUAAAUGUGACUUUACAUGGACUUGAACUAGACUGGAGAUAAUGUGAUCACGUAACCAUUGCCAUGGGAGGUGGUUUCACUACUAGUGGAAUAAAGAAUUUGGCUAAUUUUUCUGUAGCCCCGAGAGGAAACAUUUCAAGCAGGUUUUGUUAAUGGUGUUUUUUGUUUGGUUGUUUGGGUUGGUUUGGUUUUUUUUUUUUGGUUUUGUUUUUUGUUGGUUUGUUUUGUUUUUUUUUUAACCUGUAUCUGGAGUUAAUGAUAAGCUGGUGGUUAGUUUUCAACAUCAUUGGAGAAAGACUCUCGCGAUGAAGACUCUGGGUUAUGUGUAGUUGACUGGUUAGGCAGGAGUAUUGUCUGGACCCUCCACCACAGAUGCUUCUAUGAAGAUUUUGUUAUUGCUGCUUCAGAUACUAAGAAACUACUGGAGUCAUAAAACUGGCAUGAUUUUGUUGAUAAAUCAUCCACUGAAAAAGGAAAAAAAAAAAGAGAGAUUUUCCUCUGCAUUUACUUUGAGCUGUCAGUCCUAAACUACACAUUUUGCUUGGCUUCCCCUACUGUGAGCAGAUAAACUACUAAGUUACUUUUUAGAUUCUCUGAUCCAGACUCUAACGUAAGAAUAUUCAUUUCAUCUGAGGAUAGGUUUAAGGAGGAAAAAAGAUAAUUUGUUUGAUAGUAUAUAAAGGUAAAAUUACCUUAUUUGUGAAGCAUUAACUCCAGAGAGGAGAAAAGCUGGAGGUUAACAGAGAUAGGCUGGUAAAUCUCUUCACAAAUACUAGUUUAAUCUGAUGGCCAGAUUUCUCUAGUCAGUCCUGGAUACUAUUAUUUGGGGUCUGUGUGUUGCUACAGUGAUGUACUGCAUUGGAAACGCUUUGUACUGUAUUGACGUUCUGCUGGACAUACCAGAUGGUGCCCAUGUGUGAUGGUUAUACUGCCCUGACAGUCAAAUUGCUAAAUUGCAGAGUAGCUUAAGGCUGAGGAAGAGAGGGGUGUUUAAUCCUUAAAGGAUGCUGGUAUUUGCAGUUUGAGAAACAAGAUCCUAUAUAGCCAUAAAAGGAUGCUAACAUGUAUUCCAGAUACAUUGUUUUGGUUUAUUUUUACAAUUCUUUAUGUUCUGCUAUUAAUAUGUGUGAUCAUGUGUAUAGUCAUGGUUUUAACUCAACACUUUGUAGAUUAAACUUUAAAUAUUUGUAUUGCUUUUGAAAAUCCUAAAUUAUGUUAAUGGUUUGGCCUAAGAAUGAGGGAGCUAAACAGACUUGUCUAGGUUUUGUGUUCACACUCAAUGAAGUGCAAGAAGUAAAUCUGAAGCAAAAAACAGGCCUUGUAUUUUAAGGUGAUGUCAGUUAAGAAUGUGUAUACAUUCUGAUGUCGUGGAGUUUUUGUUUAAAAAUCUUCAUAUUUUACACUGCAUGGCCUAAUAGAAACAACUCACCUCAAAACCUGGUAUUUAACCAGGUAUUUUGGGAAGUGGUUUUCACUUAGAGAAGACCCUGAGGCUUUUAGAAAAAAGUCUGCUGCCACCUAAGUGACUGUUUUCUUAAUAAAAACAAACAACACACUUAGUUUCACUUUUCUUUGAGGCAGCCUGGUCUAGUUGACAGGCAGGAACUAACUGCAGUUUUUCCUGUGUUACUGAUUUACUCUAACCAAGGGGAAGUCACUUCUCUGUGCCUCAGUUCCCUGUGUGUAAAAAUGAGAGUUAAUACAUGCUUACCUCACUGAGGGUCUGUGAGAAUUAUUUUUUAAAAAGUUAUCGAUUAUAUUUUUUUUUUUCCCUUAAUAUACCUUCAGCCUUAUCUUUGGAAUCCUUUGGAAGGGAUUACUGCAAAAGGUCUUAUGAUCCAUAGGAUAUAAUGGGUGAAAAGAAGUGAACUUAAACAGUAUCUGAAAGGAAUUAUUAUCAGCCAGACAUGAUCUGGGUGGGUGAAUUUAUGGCUGCUUUGAAAUAGAUGUGAGGUCCUCUAUAUUUGCUAUUGGUCCUAAGUUCUGCUGGCUCUUUUUUCAUCUUUCUGUACUUGUUUCCUAAACAUUUUAGUGUCAGGAUGAAAAAGGUGCUGCAAAUGAACGCAGCGUGGAAAUGAUCAAAAUUCUGUUGGUAACAGAGGAUUAUUUAGGUUUGCUCCAGUGACAGAGGGAUAUGGGGAGAGAGUGGAAAGGAACAACAAAGGGGAGUGAAGAGAUAUUUUGCUGGUAGAAGUAAAUCAUAGCACUUCUUUUACACUAAGCAUAUAUUAUUUUACCUGCCUCAAAGGCUUAGAAAACACACUUUAAAGCUGGUAGUGACUGAGAGGAGAGCUGAUGUAGUGCUAGCAUGAAGGAAACUAUAUCUACAUUCGUUGAUUAAAAUUGUGAUUUGGGUUUGGUCAGUGAUGCUAACAUUAUGCUCCAUUGGGCUAAAGUAUAGUGGGGGGUACCCCACCAAAUGGACACCUAGCAUUGAAAGGGGUGCUCUGCAUGUUUAGCUUAUUCUGUGUAUUUUAUCUUGUCCAUCAUACAUACUAAUUUGUGACCUGUUGAUACAGUUGUCUUGAAUGGACUUGAAUCCUGACUAUAUAGAUAUAUGAUAACCAUCUAUUUUGGGUGCUGUACAGUUAAGUGGAACACACACGUUGGGGAAAUCACUAGAACAUGUUUAGGAAGUUACAGUUACUACAAAGUAAAAUUUAGAGCACUUUCUGACUCUCAUACCACACAGGUUAUCUAGAAGCAGCAGUAUAAACUUGUGUACCGCAAACACUCUGGUACAAAUUUUCCACAGAAAAGUACCACUUUCGAUACAUCAUUUUGGGGGGAGGGAGUGGGGUGAUUCUCCAGCUGUUUUGUGGCAAGUUUAACAUGUGGCAGUUUAUAUUCUUUCUUGUAUGUCACUAAAUAAAAUGUACCAAACA
Messenger RNA from Tyto alba (common barn owl), 3883 nucleotides. It is a transcript of the gene TIPRL, whose product is annotated as TOR signaling pathway regulator. The transcript is spliced from 7 exons. NCBI's taxonomy places the organism in Eukaryota, Metazoa, Chordata, Aves, Strigiformes, Tytonidae. Gene Ontology annotation, biological process: TOR signaling. The record is from RefSeq and is a predicted model, not a curated record. Gene Ontology annotation, cellular component: cytosol. Bases 181 to 1002 code for a protein of 273 amino acids.